AUGAAAGCUAUGCAUAAAUUAAUUAGAAAUGGAUGUCUUUUGAUGUCCGGCACUGUACUCAUUUUACUGUUAACAGAGUCCGCUGGGGUACGAGUAGAUUUCUUGACUAAACAAUUUUGCACAGGUGCUUGCUGGGCUGCACCUAUUACCAAUGGACCUAUUUGCGAAGCAAACUCAGCGAUCAUUGGGAGUCCAGGCCAUACAGUGGCUUACACUAUUGACGUAGGUGGUAACGCUAAAACUCUUGUAUGCUGUGAUGGAAGGGGUUACAAUGACCAACAAGAAGAGCAGUGGUACGGAAUAGACUGUGCGUACGAUACCCUCCGGAACUUCGUACCAUGGGGUAGUGUUGCGGCCAUUCCUGCCAUUCGUUGUUAUGGUACUCCUUUCGGAUCAGCUCUUAAGUUUAGGUGCGGGUAG
Molecule: messenger RNA, 420 nt
Organism: Ambispora gerdemannii
Lineage: Eukaryota; Fungi; Glomeromycota; Glomeromycetes; Archaeosporales; Ambisporaceae
Source: the annotation of a GenBank genome assembly